This is a messenger RNA of Erythranthe guttata (spotted monkey flower), 521 nucleotides long. Its product is annotated as ATP synthase small subunit 6, mitochondrial. The record is from RefSeq and is a predicted model, not a curated record. Lineage: Eukaryota; Viridiplantae; Streptophyta; Magnoliopsida; Lamiales; Phrymaceae.
CCAUCUUCAUUUGAGAAUCGGUAAAUAGAUUUGCAUUUUCGUCGAACAGAAGAAUCAAGAGCGAGAAUGAGAAAAUUCGAUCCAUGGCCGGUGUUUUUCAGGAGAGAGUGGAACCGCAACUGGCCGUUCCUUGUUGGAUUCGCAGUUACUGGAGCCAUUAUCACUAAGCUCUCCCUCGGCCUCACUGAGGAGGACGCGAAGAACUCUCGAUUUGUGCAGAGGCACCAAGGGAAAUAAACAUGCAAUAACCUAAUCUUCUCGGUGAAUGAAGUUGUCGCGGUGAAGACAUUUUAUUUAUGGUUUUCUGGAUAGAUCAAUGACUAAUGUGAACCAUUGAUGUAAUAAAUUCACAAUUUUCUACCUUAUUUUUUUAAUUAAGUGUUUGCAUCUAUUCGAUGUAGUCGUUGGUAUGGGAUUCGGGUGGCAACAAGAAUGCCAUGAAUUUACAAUGAUUUAGAGACACUCUGAAUUCUGAAGUAUUAGAAUCAGUUGUCUUCAUAUGCAAUAAUAUUUUUUUGUGA